AUGUCGGUUCAUUUUGGCCAGGUGCUAGGAUUUGGGGCUCCUGUGGACGCGAAAAAGGAAACGAAGCUCGAGCUCACGGAACUCCAAAAAAGAAGGGCUGCCAGACGCACGAAUGCCGCGUUAUCCAAUGGCCCGUCCUCUGGCGUUGGAUCUCUGUUCCCGACCGCGAGCCUCACGUCGUCGCUGUCUGCAGGCUUCAACUCGUCGCAGCUGAUGAAAUACCAGCCGUCCAGCGAGAAAUCGCUUCCGCUUCUCUCCUCGACCGCCCCAUUGAGUCUCGUGGACCAGUGCAUACACAUAGCAAUCGAGAAAGACAACACCACCCCGGCAUUGAGCGAGGUUCUCACCAAAUACGCAAUCGACAGCUACAACUAUAAGACCAACGGCUCGCUCGGGCCGUUUUCGCGGUUUGAGAAGUCAAACAUUUACAACAUCCCAGACCAGAUCUUCCAGGAGUACAACAGCUUGGACUGCAUCACCAACAUGGGUAUUUUGACGGAACUGCAACGCGCCUGGUUGACGAUCGACAACAAGCUGAUUAUAUGGAACUACAGGGCAGGCUCGCAUGAUCCGGACUAUUUCACAAUCGACGAGCUGAAGAACACCAUUCUCACAGUAAAGUUGGUCAAGCCCAAACCAAAGGUUUUCGUGGACAGCGUCAACUAUUUGCUGAUUGUUGCCACUUCCAUGGACAUUCAUAUUCUGGCUGUCGAGUACACGCCGUCGAGUUUGGUGAUAUCCGACACCAAGAUGAGUGUGCCUGCCCACGGCCUCGUGGUGAACAAGAUCGUUUCCUUUGACCAGACGAACGACAUUUUCUUCACCGGAAUUGGAGACGGCGAAAACGUGUGGCGGCUGACGUACUCCAAUACCGACGAAUGGUUCCAGCGCAAUUGCUACAAGGAGUGUCUCACUAAGUCGGGUCUCUCGUCUGUCGUGCCCAAAUAUAACGUUUUCCAAAAACUCCCGGGACUGCGAGGCCAGGAGAACGACCCUAAAACAGAAACCAUCGUCCAGCUUGAGAUUGACUCCACCAGAAAAAUUUUGUAUACACUGUCGUCAAAGUCAACCAUCAGGGCUUAUAGACUGAAAAUCACAGACGGGAAAGUCGAGCUGGGCGCAAGUGUCGUGAAGAGACCAUACAACAUCCUCAAAGACCUGGCUACCACCACUUUCAACCUUCAGUCGUCCUUGCUGAAGAAAGACGGGUUCAAAAUCGUGAACAUCUUUCCGAUCACAAAAAGCGAGAGCGACAAUUUGUUUCUGGUCGCUGUGACCAACACCGGUUGCAGACUGUACGUUAAUGGAAGCACGAUAUACGAGAGACUGGCUUUCACCACCAGCUAUGUGAAAUUCCCGCCUCCAGACGCCAGCUUCCAUGAAAAGCUGGAAUCGCUGCAAGCUCAACAGUUGCACGACCAGAACUUUGUGUCGACCGGAAUCAAAUCAGAAGGUACAAAGUCAAUCACCAAGAACCCAGUAUUGAACGAGAUCACCCCUCAGGAUCUCAAGGCUGCGCAAGAAAACUCCAAACUUUUGAGCAACAUCAAGGAGUCGCUGAUAGUCUCGCCAGGUAUAUUUUUCUGCUAUAGUGAGGACCAUCUUUACAGCUCUGUUCCAGACUACGGUAUUCUCAAAAACUCACUGCAAUAUGUUGAGGACUUUGAGGAACUCGAUAGAGUCCAGUCAAUUCAUUCCAUCGUGCCGAUCACCCCAAGCUUCCAUGCCACAAAUACUCCAAAAGGUUAUUGCAACCAGUUUGCAUCUCAAUACUUGGCGCCUCCAUUGGAAGUUGCGGCUCUUACUUCCACCGGCAUUCACGUUUACCGUUACAGAACUCCGGACAUGAUACUAGAAGACUCCCUUAAUGACAAAACAUUCAACGAGUUUGCCAGAAAAUACGGUUCUCGCGAGGCAUGCUCCACUGCAUUGUACUUGGCAUGCAAGUAUCGACAGGGAGACAAUUUCAGAAACAUGGCCACGAAGUUUUAUAUUUCAGGUGGUAAGAAUUCCAGCCUCAACAAAAAUCUACCAGCAAUUGUUGACAACGUGGAACUAAGCGAUAGGUUUUAUGCUGUUAUACUGUUGCUUUCGAGAUUGGUUAGAGAAUUCUGGGACAAAGAAAUAUUUCAGCUUGACCCGAACGUGAAAUUCAACAGGAACGGUUAUAUCGACGAGGAGUCGCUUAAAAAAUUGAAAAAUGAAAAAGUGCUACUCGCGGGACUCAGCAUAACCAAACAAGAGCUCGAAUACUUUCUGUGCUCGCUCAUCAUUAUACUGAACUUUUUCGAGGAGAACAAAAAGACAAUUCCAGGAUUGCUCGGACCUUUGUACGAAACAGGUACGAAUAGCAAAGAAACUGAGCUUUGUCUGCAGGCAGAGAAUAUUGGAUUCAAUGCUAUACUCAAAUUUCUUGGAAGUGUGAAAGAAGGGCUUUCAUUUCUGGCGAUCCUUUACGAUGACGAGAAUACCGGUAAGAAUUUUGCAGACGUGAUGAGCUAUCUCACUCUCCAAAGCCAGGCCGAUCUCAGCUGCCUGACAUUUUGCGAAUUUUUCAGCUCCAAUGACCAAGCCACAUCCAAACUGGUUAAGGAGAUCCUUUCCUCUGUGAUCAACAAGAGCAUUGCUACUGGCGACUCGGUCGAGCUUGUUGCUACCACCCUGCAAGAAAAGUGCGGUUCCUUCUGUUCAACUGGAGAUGUUCUGAUAUUCAAGGCCAUAGAGAGUUUGAAAAAGGCCAAAGACUUUGCAUCCUCUAACGACAACGAGAACAAAAUGAAGCAUCUAAAAGCCGCUACACAGUUGCUAAGUCAAACAAGCGACGCGUUGACUUUCGAAACAAUAAAUGAUCUUGUUGGUGUCAUGCUUCAGCUCGAUUACUUCACUGGAGCAAUUGAGCUGCUCCUCACGAUUGCUUCUGCUACUGAUCCAACGAAUAUUGCACUGAAGUAUGAUCUCGACGGCCAGGUUUCGGUUAUGGCGGACGAUCCUAAGAAAUUGGCGUUUGAAAAGAGAGUCAAGCUUUAUGAGCUCAUUUUCAAGAUUCUGAUUGAUGUCGACGAGAAGGCCAUUGUCAGCUUGGAGCAGGCAGCUAACAACACCAGCUUCACGGACGCCAAGGCGCCGAUUUCGUAUUUUGGAUCUGAUGGGCAGCUAAUGACGCACUACUCCGAGCUGAGAGACCAAAGCUACGAGAUCUGCCUGAAAAGCCAGGAUAAACUGUUCCACUACGAGUUUUACAAGUGGCUGGUCAAGAUCGGCGUUGGUGAGCGCUUACUAGACCUGGAGACGUCAUUUGUUCUGGACUUUUUGAAAGAUUACUCCACCAAGGAUAUGGAAAUGGCAAAACUUCUGUGGAUCUACUAUUCUCGGAGAGAAAACUAUUUCCAGGCGGCCAAAGUGCUUCUGGAUCUGUCCAUCUCCAAGUUUGAUAUCGAUCUGGCAAACAGAAUCCAGUUUUUGUCGCGAGCCAAUGGAUUCUGCAAUUGUGUGUGUCCACCAGACUUGAGACAAGAAAUGACGUUCCUUUCUGUGACCAUUGGAGAUCUGCUUGCUGUGGCCAACUUGCAAGAUGAGCUUCUCCUGACCAUUCUCGACGACGAACGUGUUAGCGAUCUGGCCAAGCAGGUGGCUGUCAGAAAGCUGAAUGGGAGGGUGCUGCCGAUCAGUGACUUGUACAACAACUUCAUCGACCCUCUUGGAUAUUACACGUUAGCCCUAGUGACGUUUAAGAUAUCAGACCAUCGUAACUCAGAGGAUAUUCUUUCCCAAUGGGAGAAUCUUCUGAGCAAAUGGUAUUACAAAAAUAAGGACUCCGGAGAGCCGUUUUUCUCCGAGAUCAACAACGAGUUCAUAGCUGUGGCCUCUCGAGUCUCCGACACCGAGGUUUUGUUUCCGAUCGUGGAGCUGUUCCAGCUGCUGGCAAAGUAUUUCUACUCGUCGGAGUAUUGUCCGAAACAGCUCACGCCGCCUACAGGAGUUCUAGUUGACGCCUUCAUUCGCAGUGGAGUCUCGUAUGGAAAACUCUACUACAACCUGAGAGACCUGGUUGAGUCGACGACGUUCGAACUUUUCGAAGGCUACUCCAAAGUGCUCAAACAGGAAAUGUGCUACCUAAUCAAGGAGUGGUUCAAGAACGACAAGAAAUUGCGAGACGUUCUCUCUUCCGACUCCGUGAGAGACCUUUCUGACUACUCGGUCGACACCGAUCCUGUCUUUGCAUACAUCAAAUCAACGGGCAACCCGUUGUGA
Messenger RNA from Ogataea angusta, 4251 nucleotides. RefSeq lists its product as uncharacterized. The transcript has a single exon. The record is from RefSeq and is a predicted model, not a curated record. Gene Ontology annotation, molecular function: structural constituent of nuclear pore. Gene Ontology annotation, biological process: transcription-dependent tethering of RNA polymerase II gene DNA at nuclear periphery; protein localization to nuclear inner membrane; RNA export from nucleus. The coding region runs from base 1 to 4251 and encodes 1416 amino acids. Gene Ontology annotation, cellular component: nuclear pore; nuclear pore inner ring. Lineage: Eukaryota; Fungi; Ascomycota; Pichiomycetes; Pichiales; Pichiaceae.